UGUAAAAUAAUAAAUAGCAAAUUUUUUAACCACCAGCAUUAGUAAUUUGAAUAAAAAUUAUAAAUUACGGUAAAAAGUUUUAUAAAUAUAAAAUUUUAAAGAUGGAAUGACUUUAGAUUUAUUUGCACAAUUUUCUUGUAAAUAGCUGUCUUGUAACUUUAUUCCUUUUUCCUUUUCUUUUCUUUUCAUUUCUUUUCUUUUCUUUUCUUUUCCUAUUUUUAUCAUUUCUUACUUCAUCCACUAAAUCAAAAGCUAUUUCGAAUGGGUGGGUAAAGAUUAUCGAUACGAUUUUCUUUUGUUCUGAAUAAAUUCGUUUAAUAGUUUAAUAGAAAGUUAUUUUUCCUUAACUGAUACUCCAACCUGAUUUACGGAAUAUAACACUUCGAGCUUAGCUGGUCGUAAGAAUUAGAGACAAAACUAAAUAAACUUUCUAAUAUUUUGAAAGAUAAAACUUAGUUUCUGAAGUUUAAAUAGUAAAAUCCUGUCUGAUAGACUGAGAGAGUGGAUUGUGAUUGUUAUAUUCCGCUUUAUCUUUUGUUUUCUCUUUAGUAAAAAAAAAAAGGAACGACUUGCCUCCAAUCAGCAAAAACUUAGAUUACUCAACUUUACCCUCCACUAUCAAAAGUUACACCGAGCCACUCCACUAUACUACAAUCUUGUCGUUUUCACCCCCAAAUUUCAUAAAAUACUAUGAUAAAACCCAUCAAAUUGAUAUUAAAACCUAAACAUAAUCACAAUUCCCAUACAUCUUCAAGCACAAACAAUGUACGUGACGAGGACAUUGUCGCAGUUCAGAAAAUACCAGAAGACACUAUCGGAGGAGUCACCGGAGGGUCCAUUCUCCGGUGUUUUAGUUAUCACAGACGAAGAAGCAGAAACAGAUGAUACCUUCUGUUUCGGCAUGUGUAAGAGGACAAAAAUAGAGAAGCUUCCGUUCCCUCAAGACAAGAUCUUAUCAGUUGUUCACACAGACAGUUCCGGAAACAGAGAUACUUCGGUUAAGAAGGUCUUGUUCAUACCAGCUCUCGAUCAACCAUUGUCUUCGAAUCGGUAUUAUGUUGUUCACGCAAGAGGCAGACAUAAAGGGAAAGUUUGUGUGUGUUCUAAGGAGAUAGAGAAAGGUCUAUGCUGUUUCCCGGAUAUCUUGCAUGAAAAAAAACCUAAACCUUUGGAUCCAAGAAACAUUUAUCAGACCGUGAAGAUCAACCGGCAUCAUGACAAGACGUUCUUUGCAAAAUCUAUGGCCCCAGAUGGCACACCACCUUCAUUUCUCAAGAAGAAAGGGUGGGAACUACGAGCCUCUAGGAGCUUGCAUCCGAGGAGACCUAGAGAAGCUCUAGGCCUAGACGAUGAGCUAAGAGCCCGUCUGCCUGAAUUUGGAUUCUCAGUUUCAACAAUUCGGUCUGGGAGUGUGAUAGUAGGAGAAUGGUAUUGCCCAUUUAUGUUUGUGAAGGAGAAUUGUAGUGUAAGUUAUCAGAUGAAGAAGUCGAUGUUUUAUAGGAUGACACUAUCUCAAUACUGGGAACGGAUCUACCAUUGUGAAAACAAUAACUUGGGUGACACAAACGACGAAAACAAUGAUGAAGAUGAAGGACUGGUGAGGGUAGAAGCGAAUGUGUUGAGAGAGGCGAAUUAUGUGAAGGGUAUAGAGGCGGUUAAGGAAGAGAAAGAAGGGAAUGGAGGGUUUUAUUGGUAUAUACCGGUUCAAGGUUUGCGGGGACGGGGGGAGAGGAGGAGGAAGACGUGUUCCGGAUCUGCGGUGGGACUGAGUUUCGUGGUAGUGGAAAGAAUGAGAAGGGUAAUGGAGGAAGGAGGAUGGGUGGAAGGAGGGAGGAAAGUGGUAAGAGUGGAGAGAGAUGAACAAAUUGGUGUUUCUAGAAGAGAUUUUAGAGAUUUGAAUGGUAAUAAUAAUAGAGAAUGGAGGAGAUUUGGGUGUUAUGUGUUGGUGGAGAGCUUUGGAUUGAGAAGAGCAGAUGGAGUUUUGUUGGUUAAAUGUUUAUUUAGACAUACUCAAAGACUGAGAUGUAAGUGGGAGUGACCACUAGUUAUGUUGUAUUACAAAAAUAUAUAUUUACUAAAAUUCAAUAUAACCCUUACUGCUGGGACCUAAUCUUGCGGUCAGCUCAGCCCAAGAA
Molecule: messenger RNA, 2135 nt
Organism: Brassica napus (rape)
Lineage: Eukaryota; Viridiplantae; Streptophyta; Magnoliopsida; Brassicales; Brassicaceae
Exons: 2
Coding region: 764-2038 (424 amino acids)
Source: RefSeq, a predicted model, not a curated record